This is a messenger RNA of Dicrocoelium dendriticum, 375 nucleotides long. NCBI's taxonomy places the organism in Eukaryota, Metazoa, Platyhelminthes, Trematoda, Plagiorchiida, Dicrocoeliidae. The record is from the annotation of a GenBank genome assembly.
AUGUAUUGCACUCUUGCUGUGAACCGGCGUAAAUUUAACAUUCCCUCCCCCGGUACUGGAGCGAAACGUGUUGUGAUGGAGAAGGCCAUGGAUGCACGCCUGCGUAAUGUGGAUUGCAUAGCCACAGUGGGCGACCUGUGGCACAACAUUCGCGACCAGGUGACAGCUGCUGCCGUGGAGACCAUCGGGCGCGCAAACUGUAAGCGUCCUGAUUGGUUUGAUGAGAACAAUGCGACGAUUGGCGCAUUGGUGUCAGAGAAUAAUGUGGCAUUUGCUGCGCAUGUCGCAGACCCCAGUGACUUAGGGAAGAAUAGUCAGUUUCACAAACUACGACGGCGACUGACACCAGAGCUCCGUCGCGUAAAAAUUGCAUGA